CCCAAAUUAGGGUUUCNAAAUAAAAAAAAAAAAAAAAAAAAGAAAUGGAAGGCAGCAAAAGCGAGGCAGUGUUCGAGUCCAUGGAUCUGAAUCCUCAGCUUUUCAUCAACGAUGCUAUCAACACCGUCGAAGACUACGUCGACGUAGCCUUUGAAUUCUAUGGCCAAGAAGCAUCCAAAAUUCUCAAAAUCGAUGGAUCUGAUCCAACAAAGUCCCAAGAUUUAUCAAACAGUAUAGAACGUGUUCGUGGUUUGAUUCAAUCGGUUAUGGACAAGCGUAUGAAGAUGUGGGAAGUCUAUUGUGUUAAAUACUGUUUCGCAGUUCCUGAUGGAUUUGUUCUGCCAAAGACUAAGGAGGAUUCGUCGUCUGUUUACUCUGACCAGGAAAUGAAAGGUGGGUUAUAUGACCAGGAUUUGGAUGCACAGUUGAAUUCUUUAAGGGAUAAGCUUAAUUUGGUAGGAAAGAGGUCUGCUGAACUCGACUCUGAGCUCCAGGCUUUAGAAAGAGCUUCGGUUUCGAGGGAACAGUCUGUGAGGCUCGUUAAUGAGGCUUUGGAGGUUUAUGAUGAGUCUUCUGUUGGUGAAAUGUUCCAAGAGAUGGCAAAAGUUGCAUCAGAACUUCGUGCAAGGGUCGAUACGCUGAAAACAAGAAGAAUGAAAGCCAGUGAAAGCGCUAAAGUAGAGAGGCUGAAUAACCAUGGCAAAGAGUUUUCGGCAAUGACUUCUGAUGGAAAGCUUGAAGACCUCGAAAAGUUUCAGGCCGAGUUAAGGAAGAUGUAAACCUCUGCAGGAAAACAAUUGUGAUUUGUCAAGGAUAAUGUCUCUUAACUGACUUGACACAUCUGCUCUUUAAAGACUACGUCGUUUCAGGCUUACCAAACGGGUCACUUGUCCUGGCUUUAAAUGUUUUCAUUAAAAAAGUUCAUCCUUAUGAGUGAGAACUCAAGAAUUAGAGCAACUAACCAGAUUACCAGAAAAAAAAAUUCGGUAUAACAUUUUGUGUAUAAAAUGUAUUUAAUUGCAACGUUCCCUUCUAAGAUAUACACAUUUUUUUUUUUCACCAUUUCUUUUUCUA
Camelina sativa (false flax) is the source of this 1074-nucleotide messenger RNA. RefSeq names its product protein MIS12 homolog. Lineage: Eukaryota; Viridiplantae; Streptophyta; Magnoliopsida; Brassicales; Brassicaceae. Gene Ontology annotation, cellular component: nucleus; chromosome, centromeric region; MIS12/MIND type complex. The record is from RefSeq and is a predicted model, not a curated record. Gene Ontology annotation, biological process: kinetochore assembly; mitotic cell cycle; mitotic sister chromatid segregation.